Messenger RNA from Acanthaster planci (crown-of-thorns starfish), 1665 nucleotides. It is a transcript of the gene exosc7, whose product is annotated as exosome component 7. Gene Ontology annotation, biological process: U4 snRNA 3'-end processing; nuclear polyadenylation-dependent rRNA catabolic process; nuclear-transcribed mRNA catabolic process, deadenylation-dependent decay. Gene Ontology annotation, molecular function: mRNA 3'-UTR AU-rich region binding. NCBI's taxonomy places the organism in Eukaryota, Metazoa, Echinodermata, Asteroidea, Valvatida, Acanthasteridae. Gene Ontology annotation, cellular component: cytoplasmic exosome (RNase complex); nuclear exosome (RNase complex). The record is from RefSeq and is a predicted model, not a curated record.
GACGGACCUGUCGACCGAUUACAAACCGUACCUCUGAGUCUGAAUUUCUUGUGCAUUAGGCAAGUAUUGUACAUGUACAUCGGACGCUAGCCUACAAGAACAAGCACGUGCUCUUAUUCCCACACAAACACAUAUAGACCCAUGGUGCAUGCAUGCAUGUACUAUCUUGUGAGCUUCUGGCAGACGGCAGAAUGGCAAAAGUGCGGCUAAGUGCAGGAGAAAAGACUUUUAUUAUACAUGGUGUGCAGGAUGGGCUGCGCACUGAUGGACGAAGCUGUGAUGCAUUCCGACCCAUGGAACUGGAGUGUGGUGUUGUUUCCAACACCAGUGGUUCCGCCCGUCUCCGCCUCUCAAACACCGAUAUCCUGGUUGGUGUCAAAGCCGAGAUGGGCAAGCCCCGACCUACACGUCCCGGCGAGGGCUACGUGGAGUUCUUCAUCGACCUCUCGGCCAAUGCGUCCCCGGAGUUCGAAGGUCGCGGUGGAGAGGAGCUGGCCACAGAGAUCGCCAACACGCUCUCCUCGACUUAUGACCUCACCAGCGUAUUGGACUAUACUUCACUCUGCGUUCUGCCAGAGCAAUGUUGCUGGGUACUGUAUGUGGAUGUGGUGGUGUUGGAAUGUGGAGGCAACUUGUUUGACGCUAUCGGCAUCGCUGUGAAGGCUGCUUUGUACAACACCAGAAUACCAAAGGUCAAAGUUCAAGAUGGGGAGGGUCAGGAGGAGAUUGAAGUCUCUGACGACCCUCACGAUGUCGUUUUAUUGGACACUAGCAACAUGCCUGUACUAGUCACCGUCAGCAAGGUUGGCCAGCAGCACGUCGUGGACGCCACACUGGAGGAAGAGGCCUGCUGCCUGGCCUGCAUCGUCAUGGCCGUCAACCCAAAGGGUGCCCUCGUUGGCAUGGAAAAGAAAGGUGCCAGCAGUCUCACACUGAACAGCAUUCAGGAUAUGAUUACGACGGGCAAGAAGGUAGGCAUGAACCUGAACAGUAAUCUGUCGUCUGUGCUGCAGGAAAUUGGUCAGAACACUUCCAGCACUGGGCUUCUGUCAUGAUCCUUCAAAUGUUCUCCUGUGAGGGUCACAAGAACUUUCCAAAACUGAAAUGGAAUUGCCCAUUUGCUACGUGCACAACCCUGUAGGGGGCGCUGCUUGCGGCAAGCAGUGUGUCACCUCAGAGAGACAAUCACUGCACUGCCACUGCGGUGCAUGUUAACUACAAGAUCCGUCACCUUGUUUGCAGAGAUUAAUGUGCCAGCUGAUUUGCCAUCGUUUUAAUAGGAUUCAUCCAUAAAUGGUGACACUGAAUUAGAUGCAACAUUGGUCUUGUGUGGUUUGGAUGCAUCCAAGAUACAUAGUGCAUCUUCCAUCUCGCUACGAAUGGGGAAGGAGUCAUGACCUGAUUACAACACUGAUUUUUUGGAAACCUAGGGUUACCCAGUCUCUUUGAAAUCCCACCCGGCUUCCCCUUUACCAAGGACCAUCCUCACUAUAGAACAGUGAAAUUCUUCAGAUGAAAAUGGGACACGAGGCUACAUGUGAAACACUCGUUGCUUGUCCAGAUUGCAACAAACUAAAGAAAAAAGGCAGUUUUUGAAGAUGUGGAUCAUUUUAGAGAUCUCAUAGACCAAUAAAGUAAACCAAUUCCUUUGCUGAGCGAUUUAAA